This is a messenger RNA of Paramecium pentaurelia, 282 nucleotides long. The record is from the annotation of a GenBank genome assembly. NCBI's taxonomy places the organism in Eukaryota, Ciliophora, Oligohymenophorea, Peniculida, Parameciidae.
AUGAAAUUGAAAAGGCUAUCAAGUAUUUAAAUUUAGAAAAAUCAUUAAAGUUUAUACAGAAAGUAGAUCUUUUUCAGAGAGAUAAAAAUCUUUGAAAUAAGGCUAACAGUUAUAUAGAUUACUGUUAAAAAUCAUUCAGUUUUUAUAACAAAAUAAUAUUCUUUGAAAUUAUGCUACAAGCAAAUUUCUUUAGAUUCCAAUAGACGAGAGUAAUCAAAAUUCAUAAAAUUAUAUCAUGUUCAUUCAAAAGACCCUUUAUUUAAUUUUAAAUUGGAAAAAUGA